AUGUGUCCUAAGCUGAAGAUUGUUCGCAUGGCACCAUCACACAUUUCACUCUACUCUUCAGACUCUCCACACUCUCCACACUCUUCAGAGUCUCCAGACUCUUCAGACUCUCCACACUCUCCACACUCUUCAGAGUCUCCAGACUCUUCAGAGUCUCCAGACUCUUCAGAGUCUCCAGACUCUUCAGAUUCUCCAGACUCUUCAGACUCUCAAGACUCUUCAGACUCUCCACACUCUCCAGACUCUUCAGAGUCUCCAGACUCUUCAGAGUCUCCAGACUCUUCAGACUCUCAAGACUCUUCAGACUAUUCAGACUCUCAAGACUCUUCAGACUCUCCAGAUUCACCAGACUCUUCAUCGCUCCAGACUCUUCAGACUCUCCAGACUCUUCAGACUCUCCAGACUGUCCACACUAUUCAGAUUCUCCUGACUCUCCUGACUCUCCAAACACUUCAGACUCUCCGGACUCUCCAGACUUUUCAGACUCUCCAGACUCUUCACUCUCCAGACUCUUCAGACUCUCCAGACUCUCCAGAUUCUCCAGACUCUUUAAUCUCUCCAGACUCUUCAGACUCUUUAAACUCUCCUGACUCUUCAGACUGUUCAGACUCUCCAGACUCUCCAGACUCUCCAGACUCCUUAGACUCUCCAGACUCUUCAGACUCCCCAGACUCUCCAGAUUCUUCAGACUCUCCAGACUCUCCAGACUCUUUACACUCUCCAAACUCUUCAGACUAUCCAGACUCUCCAGACUCUUCAGACUCUCCAGACUCUUCAGACUCUCCAGACUCUUCAAACUCUCCAAACUCUCCAGACUCUUCAGACUCUCCAGACUCUUCAAAAUCUUCAGACUCUCCUGACUUUACAGACUCUCCAAACUCUCCACACUCUCCAGAUUCUUCAGACUCUUCAGACUCUCCAGACUCUCGAGACUUUUCAGACUCUCCAGACUCUUCAGAGUCUCCAGACUCUACAGACUCUCCACACUCUCCAGAUUCUUCAGACUUUCCAGACUCUCCAGACUCUCCAGACUCUUCAAACUCUCCAGACUUUUCAAACACUUCAGACUCUCCAGACUCUCCAGACUCUUCAGACUCUCAAGACUCUCCAGACUCUUCAGACUCUCCAGACGCUUCAGUCUUUCCAGACUCUCCAGACGCUUCAGACUCUCCAGACUCUUCAGUCUUUCCAGACUCUCCAGACGCUUCAGACUCUUCAGACUCUCCAGACCCUCUAGACUCUUCUGACCCUCCAGACUCUUUAGACUCUCUUAACUCUUUAAAUUUUCAAGACUCUCCAGACUCUCGAGACUCUUUAAACUCUCCGAAUUCUCCAGAAUCUUCAGUCCCUCCAGACUCUUUAAACUUUCCAGACUCUUCAGACUCUUCAGAUUCUCCAGACUCUUUAGACUCUCCAGACUCUUCAGACUCUCUAGACACUUCAGACUCUCCAGACUCUCUAGACUCUCCUGACACUUCAAGCCCUUUAAACUCUAAUGACUCUCCAGACUCUUCACACUCUCCAGACUCUCCAGACUCUUCAGACUCUUCAGACUCUCCAGACCCUCCAGACUCUUCAGACUCUACAGACUCACCACACCUUCCAGACUCCUUAGACUCUUCAGACUAG
Messenger RNA from Procambarus clarkii (red swamp crayfish), 1629 nucleotides. NCBI's taxonomy places the organism in Eukaryota, Metazoa, Arthropoda, Malacostraca, Decapoda, Cambaridae. The record is from RefSeq and is a predicted model, not a curated record.